AUGCCCUUUGAUGCUUUAAUAUCGAGUCAAAAAGAUAAUGCCAAUCACCAGAACAUAACACCAAUAUCAAAAUCUGUCCUAUUGGCGCCUCAUUCAAACCAUCCAGUAAUUGAAAUAGCUACGUACUCAGAAACCGAUGUAUACGAAUGCUACAUACGUGGGUUUGAAACUAAAAUAGUUAUGAGAAGAACUAAGGAUGAUUGGAUCAACAUUACUCAAGUAUUCAAAAUUGCUCAAUUCUCGAAGACAAAAAGAACUAAAAUACUGGAAAAGGAAUCAAAUGAUAUGCAGCAUGAAAAAGUUCAAGGUGGCUAUGGUAGGUUUCAAGGUACCUGGAUUCCAUUGGAUUCGGCAAAGUUUUUGGUCAAUAAGUAUGAAAUAAUUGACCCCGUAGUUAACUCUAUAUUAACUUUCCAGUUCGACCCCAACAAUCCUCCACCAAAGAGAAGUAAAAAUAGUAUAUUGAGGAAGACCUCACCAGGAACCAAGAUAACGUCACCCUCAAGCUACAAUAAAACUCCCAAAAAAAAGAACAAUAAUUCAUCGACAUCAGCUACUACUACAACUAUAAACAAGAAGGGCAAGAAAAAUGUGUCGAUAACCCAGCCAAAUCCAAGUCCUUUACAAAACCUUGUUUUCCAAACUCCUCAACAGUUUCAAGCAAAUUCAUCGAUAAAUAUAAUGAACAAUAACGAUAGCCAUGCAACGAUGAGCUUCAACAAUGAUACAAGACACAACUUAAUAAAUAAUAUUACAAACAACAACAGUAACCAAUCGACCAUUAUCCAACAACAGAAAUCUAUCCAUGAAAACUCUUUCAGUAAUAAUUAUUCGGCGACUCAGAAACCUUUACAGUUUUUCCCUAUUCCCACAAAUUUACAAAACAAGAAUAUUAUUCAGAACAAUCCUAAUAGUAAUGACAGUAAUAGCUAUAGCCAUAACAUUGACAAUGUCAUUGGUGGCAAUAGUAAUAACAACAAUUUGAUCAUAGUUCCCGAUGGCCCUAUGCAAAGCCAGCAACAACAUCAUGAAUAUAUGACGAAUAAUUUCAAUAAUUCCAUAAUGGAAUCCCAUACAAUUGGUAAUAGUAAAAAAAAGAGGAAAAAACUGAACAACUCUAAUGACCAACAAUUUUACAUCCAGCAAGAAAAAAUACAAAGACAUUUCAAAUUAAUGAAACAACCUCUACUAUGGCAAUCAUUUCAAAACCCAAAUGAUCAUCAUAAUGAGUACUGUGAUAACAAUAGUAAUAACAACAAUAACAGCAACACAUUGGUUUCCAAUGGCUCCUCCAUUGAAGUUUUUUCAUCGAACGAAAACGAUAACAGUAUGAAUAUAUCUUCGCGAUCUAUGACGCCAUUCAGCGCGGGAAAUUCCUCAUCUCAAAACAAAUUGCAAAACAAAAUGACAGACCAAGAAUACAAGCAAACAAUAUUGACAAUAUUAUCAUCGGAAAGAUCUUCUGAUGUUGAUCAAGCGUUGUUGGCGACUCUGUAUCCAGCGCCAAAGAAUUUUAACAUAAAUUUUGAAAUCGAUGACCAAGGACACACUCCAUUACACUGGGCUACGGCUAUGGCAAAUAUUCCUCUGAUAAAGAUGCUAAUAACAUUAAAUGCUAAUGCGUUACAGUGUAAUAAACUAGGUUUCAAUUGCAUUACAAAAUCGAUUUUUUAUAACAAUUGUUAUAAGGAGAAUGCUUUCGAUGAAAUAAUAUCUAUCUUAAAAAUAUGUCUUAUAACUCCGGACUCAAAUGGAAGAUUGCCAUUUCAUUAUUUAAUUGAACUGAGCGUUAAUAAGUCCAAAAAUCCGAUGAUAAUAAAAUCUUAUAUGGAUUCGAUAAUAUUGAGCUUGGGCCAGCAGGACUACAAUCUAUUGAAGAUAUGCUUGAAUUAUCAAGAUAAUAUAGGGAAUACCCCGUUACAUCUUUCUGCCUUGAAUCUGAACUUCGAAGUUUAUAAUAGAUUGGUAUACCUUGGUGCAUCAACGGAUAUUCUCAAUCUAGAUAAUGAGUCACCUGCGUCAGUAAUGAAUAAGUAUAAUACUUCAGCCAGUGGGUCUAACAAUAACGACACCAAAAUGGAUCGGAAAGUACUUCAAACUCUUCCUCAGAAGCAUCACUACAAGCAACAGCAACAGCAACAGCAACAGCGGCCCCAAAACAACGUCAAAAUCCCGAAAAUUAUAAAAACUCAACAUCAUGAUAAAGAAAAAUCUCCAGAUGUCAAUUUAACUAAACCAGAUUCAGAAGUAAAUGAAAGUCAAUACCUGCAUUCUAACCAACCAAACUCUACAAACAUGAACACUAUAAUGGAUGACUUAUCCAAUAUCAAUUCAUUUGUUACGUCAUCUGUCAUUAAAGAUAUAAAGUCGACACCGUCCAAAAUUUUAGAAAACUCACCUAUUUUAUAUGGAAGAAGAUCACAAUCAACAUCAGAUGACAAAGAAAAUACUAGGAAUCAUGAGGAUCGAGACGAAAGGAAAAAUGUUUCCUUAAAUAAAGAAAAGAAUAGCAUGCCAUUAUUAGAAUCACCCUCUACUUUAUUGCCAAUACAGAUGUCUCCAUUAAGAAAAUAUUCAAAGCCUCUUUCACAGCAGAUUGACGUGUUAAAUACAAAAGUCUCUUCAAUGCAAAAAAAGAUGGGCGAGGAAAUCAAACAUCUGGAUGACCAAGUAAUUGAAACAGAAUCUUCUAUUUCUAAUACAAAGAAACGAUUAAUUACAAUAGCGCACCAAAUAGAGGAGGCAUUUGAUUCAGUAUCGAACAAAAAUUCCAUAACUUCAAUAUCAGAAUUACAAACAAGGAUUAAAGAAACGUCCUCAAAGUUGAACUCUGGAAAGCAGAAUUUUAUCCAAAGCUUGGAAAAGUCUCAAGCUUUAAAACUUGCAACAAUUGUCCAGGAUGAGGAAUCAAAAGUUGAUACAGAUCUCAACUCAAGGUCACACUCAGAAAAGCAUGAAAAUAAGGAGCCAACUCCAUCCCUGAAAUCAAACUCCUCUUCUCCUGAUAAUUCUAAAGCGGACACCAAAUUGGCUAAUGAUAUACAGGAUUCUUAUGAUAAAAAUGAGACGUUAAGGCUAGCAACUGAACUAACGAUUUUGCAGUUCAAAAGAAGGAUGAAAACAUUAGAAAUAAGCGAAGCAAGGAGUAAGAUCAAUUCAUCUGUUAAGUUAGAUAAAUAUAGAAACUUGAUUGGUAUCACUAUUGAGAAUAUUGAUUCAAAACUGGACGAUAUUGAAAAGGAUUUGAGGGCAAAUGCAUAA
Saccharomyces mikatae IFO 1815 is the source of this 3261-nucleotide messenger RNA. RefSeq names its product SBF complex DNA-binding subunit SWI4 (gene SWI4). Bases 1 to 3261 code for a protein of 1086 amino acids. The record is from RefSeq and is a predicted model, not a curated record. Gene Ontology annotation, molecular function: protein binding; DNA binding; transcription regulator activity. The transcript has a single exon. NCBI's taxonomy places the organism in Eukaryota, Fungi, Ascomycota, Saccharomycetes, Saccharomycetales, Saccharomycetaceae. Gene Ontology annotation, cellular component: MBF transcription complex; SBF transcription complex.